AUGCGAACUAUAGUCCCGUUCGCAAGUCCCCUGCAGCUGCAGAUGGCCUCCGCUACCACCGCGCCCAGCCAGGAUCACCUUCCUCCUCCUCACCAGCACGAGCCCUCGCGUUCGGGCUCCCCCCAGCACCCGGAUUUGAGCCUGCUGGUUCACAGCCAUAACAGCGCUCCUCACCCGCCUAGCGUGUCCCAGAGCCCCCGGAUCGAUAUGGCUGCCGCGGAACAGAGUCUGCAGACUAUCCUAGACGCAGCAAAGCAAGCACCUCCACCUCCUCCGAUCUCCAACGGUCCGGCUCUCAGUUGGAUGCCCCCUCAGGCAGGGCCGGAUAACAGCCACCCCGUGGCUGGUCCAUCGACACCUGUCCAGGUGAGUUCGCACCGUACGAGCACCAAGCGUCGACUCGAGGACUCGGACAUGAGCGACCCUCAUCGCAAGAUUCGACGCGUCGUCCAGGACCAUGUUUCCAACGAUCCCGCACGCGUCAUGCCCAUGACAACCGUAGUCUGCCUACAUGCAGCCGUGGCGCAGAAGUCCUAUGGUAGCGAGAAGCGCUUCUUGUGCCCGCCCCCCGUCGUACACAUAGAAGGUCCAGUAUGGAACCUGAAGUCACAGCAAUUGGCGAUGGCCGUGGUCACCGAGAACGGAGAUCGUACCUUUGAGCAGAAGGCACCCUUGGAUCACAAUGUGAACGCCAGCUUUAAAUUCCUGCAUGUAUCGGGCACCGCAAAGACGAAGAGCUUCCAGCUAUCUCUUGAUAUCGCGGAGCCCCCGGCUACUGGUCCUGAUGGCACCGAGCAAGGCAACGGGCGCGUUUGGGCGUCGUUCGACUCUGCGCCGGUGACUAUCAUCUCGAAGCCAUCGAAGAAGACGGCCAAGACGCGUAGCAUCGCAUCUUGUAUCCUCGCGGGCGGCCCAGUAUCAUUAUUUAAUCGCAUCAAUUCGCAGACUGUACGCACCAAAUACAUGACUGUUGACCGCGGUCAGCUUUGCGCAAGUAACGUCGCCUGGUCCGCGUUUACCGUGAACGUCAUAACCCGACCUGUUACAGCGGACAGCGAAACACCCAUCGUUCCUGGCCCGCAGACGGUGCUGUAUGGCAGUAAGAUUGUCUUGACAGACAAUGUCACCGGUACCCCGACACCACCACUCAUCAUCCGGAAGGUGGAUAAGGGCAGAAUCACGCAGGACGAUGGCGGCCCCGUGAGCCAGAUGCAGAAGAUCGCGCUGCAAAGGGUCAAUGCUGACGGUACACGACAUUAUCUGUCGGCGGCAGGACCGAUGCCUGGCACUCCUGGUGUCGUCGUGCCGCCCACUCCCGGCCUGGCCAAUCAAGCAGGCUCGCACCCGUUGUUGUUCCAGGCACCUCGUGUGCGCGACGAAGUCACGAACGGACAGAACAUGAUUAUCGACGAAGUCGACGACUACUUGUGCUGGACAAUCGUUGGGAUCUCUAAGUUUCAAUACACGUUCUUCGACGCAUUCGGCCAGAACAACAAGAUUCCCGACCUCCCCAUAACCCCCUUCCCCACCCUCUUCACCGCUCCACGCUAUGUGCCCAACACCGACUACAACGCGCAGCCGCCGCGAGAGUUGCUCGAGCUAACAGCGGCCAACUUCUUCUAUCAUAAUCCUACGACAGCGACGGUCGAGCCGUUAGACGUUUACAUCGGUCCUCUGGGUCCACUCCGGACACGCAUCUUCCAGGCCACUCACACUCCAUUCAGCGGGACUGUUCAGCCGUUUAUCGCCACUACUGCCGUACAGGGGCAGUUAAAGUUUGUCCCGACGGCGGGUACGCUGACGGACGUCAGUCAUACGCCUCCGGUGCAUGGACCUCUCCACACUCUGGUCCUUGUCGAGCUGCCACCGAAGGGUGAUGUCCUGAAGGCUCUGGAGGAGGAUGCGGUGCCGACGAGUGGCGAGAACGAGUCUGGUGCCCCGACCAAGUCUCGGUCAAGAGUCGAGAUCAUCAGCGGAAGGAGCCUUCCGUUGCUCUUCAUCCGCGCGUAUGAUGGCGUAGGCUACCACUCUGGCCGUGCGGUUGCUUGUGAAUACCUCUUCAAGAAUAUGAACAUCGAUGCCGUGAGCGGCGAGAAGAGGAGCUGGAUAUCAGAGCACGCCGCACAUGCCGUCGAGCAGAGCUUGAACAACUGGGCUUGGAGGAUUAUAUGA
Messenger RNA from Rhodofomes roseus, 2172 nucleotides. RefSeq lists its product as uncharacterized. The record is from RefSeq and is a predicted model, not a curated record. Gene Ontology annotation, cellular component: nucleus. The coding region runs from base 1 to 2172 and encodes 723 amino acids. Gene Ontology annotation, molecular function: RNA polymerase II cis-regulatory region sequence-specific DNA binding; DNA-binding transcription activator activity, RNA polymerase II-specific. Lineage: Eukaryota; Fungi; Basidiomycota; Agaricomycetes; Polyporales; Fomitopsidaceae. The transcript has 5 exons. Gene Ontology annotation, biological process: regulation of transcription by RNA polymerase II.